GCACUAACAUAUCAGCAGGAACAUGUCUAAAGUAAGAUGGUCAAUAAUCGCUGAUAUUCUUAUUUCGUGCUGUUAACGCCCUGGGUUGACUAUAAAUAUAAUAAAUUGCGGAUGAGCAAUAUUUAAACUGUUUGAUUUAUCAAUAGUAAAAUUGGCCGGACGUCCUAGAAAGUCAGCGUGUUGGUUAUCCUAUCCGAACGUCCAAUCAAUAUUAUUUAAUUAGUACCGGGAGUAUGUGGAACUCGAGCGGUUGUUUUGUGUCUUUAUCUGUACUGUUUACGCUCUCAGCGCUGAGUGCGAGCCCGUGCUCCGACCUGCAGGCGCAGUGGCAGCUCGCACAUCGAGAUGUUCCAGUGCGAGUAAAAGGCGAAGAGAUGCCGGUGACGGUGUUGGGCGAGGGUGGGGCGCCGCGCGCCGCCGCUGCGCUGCUACUGGUGACGGUGAGAGACAUCCUAGGCUUCUCGGCGCGACUCAAACUGGCUACAGCCGAUCUGUGCAAUCUUACCCAAAUGACUAAUUGGCCAAGUAUAGCCGUCGUGGCGCCGGUAGCUUACAUGCCCAGCUCCGGAUGCAACGCCGAAGCGCACCACGUUGAUUUGGUGACCGCCCUCACUUCGGCAGCUUCUGAUUUUUCUAUACAUUUGCUGGCUCACGUGCCGAUUGAGGAGUGCGAAUAUUUAAUUACCAACUCAGCUUUAACUCUCUCAGGCGUUGCAGUUAUUCUUAAUAAAUGUGGAUUCAUAGAAUCUAAAAACAUCUCAAAACAAAAUACGGAUUGCGAGGAAUGCUUUGCUGUGUUAGCGCGCAAUGAAAGUCAACACGAUAUCGGAGUCGCGGUUGAAUUGCAGCGGUGGAUCACAGACUCAGAGAUACCGCUACAAAUUGUGUACAUCGAAACUGACUUACUUCUGCGUACAAAAAUCUUAGAACUGCAACAUCAAAACAAAUCCUUCCUUUUCCUUGAUGAAGACAUUUGGGAAAGCAAUCCAAAAGUAUUUCGUGUAAAACCUCCAUUAUGUGUUAAAUCUUCUAAUCGCUGCUCUUACGUGCUUGACUCUAGUAUAGCUGUUCGUGUCGGUAAUGGAGGGUUUAUGAAACGAUUUGCACUUCCAAUAUCAAAUUUUGUAAGUCGGUUUGCACCUGAAACUACAGAUCUUUGGGAAAUACUCCAAAAUGAAAUAUACUUACAAAAUAUUUCCAAUAUUGAAGAAGCAGCUUGUUUGUGGGCUUUUCAAAAUAAAAAUAAGAUUGAAAAUUGGACUUUAACUGCAAAUAAUAACCGUCAACUGCCGCUUGUUUAUAGAAUAAAAAUAUUUCUUUGCAAGGACGAUCCAGACUUAGAAGAACACAUAAAUGUUCUAAAGAUAGCAGGGUCUUUACUUAAUAUAAAAGAAGUCCACUACAACUUAACAUUGACAACAUUGGUUGACUGCCUUGAUAGUGAAAAUUUUACAUGGAAAAUCAUUGCACUGGCUCGCGAACAGCAAAUAGCAGGUGCCAUAGCAUGGGGUUGGAUGGUUACUGCUGCGGUGGCAAAUGCCGCUGAAUAUGGCCAACUACCGCUAUUGCUAGCAGGUCCAACCUUAGCGGAAGUAGCAUUAGAUACUAAACUGGUAGUGCACGCAGUCACAGCACCCUUAAUGAAUCUUACCUAUGCUUAUUUAGAAUUGCUUCAACGAUGCAACUGGAUGCGUGUAGCUAUACUGUCUGAUAACACGACUUACUCAAAAAAUUUUAUUAAUAUGCUACUCAACGAAAAAAAAUUACUUAUCCGAGAGGAAAUUAUCGAUUUAAAAAGUGUUCGAGUCGUUUUGGAAAAAUUCCGAACUUUAGAUGCUCGUAUUUUCUUUGUUAAUACAAAUGCAAAUAUUUCUAGUGUUAUUUUAUGUACAGCAUUGGCCCUCGGUAUGACACCAGCUGCUGGUUUUGUUUGGAUAGUGAGAGAUUGGAGAGUGGCAAAAUGCAAUGUUGAAAAUGACUGGGAUGAAAUGUACCACUUUACGUUAGGAUUGACAUGGCGAGGAGGACCUACUGCAGGUGGUUCAAUAGAAAUGCAAAACGAACUUCGUAAACUAUGGCAGACUCACGAAAACAGUCUUACUGGGUCAUCAAAUUCUGCGUCCUUGGCAGAUGCACUCCUGUUUCUUGGUCAAGGAUUUGCUAAUUUUGUUAACGAAUAUCCUUCGCAUAUAUACGAUCUUCACGGUCUCGAUAAUGCGUUGAAUUUUUCAAAAAGUCUGCAAAAAAUAAUAGUAAAUGGAACUGCACAAGAGCUUAAAAGUAAAGCUGGUGAAAAGUUAGUAUUUAUCGAAAAAUGGCACGGAAACACAGGUUCUUCAGUCGCCUUGUGGUAUAUCACUCCCAAAGGUAUAGUUGACGUUUGGCCUAACAACUCUACUACGUGUACUCAAAUUGUUGGGAUACAGCCAAUGGACAGAUACUAUUGUAUAACGUUUACAACAGGGGAUCCGUUCGCACCUCGCUGUCAUCUAUUAACGGUUUGCACUACUAUCGCUAUAUUGACACUUGCAAUCAUAUCGCUCUAUGUUGCUAGACGCGCUCGACUGUCAAGCAUAAGCCGUCGUGAAAAAGAGGAAAGUAAACGAGUCGUAUCUUGGCUGGAUACGUAUUUAGUACAGCGUAAUUCGAUCACACUUUUCCACGUUAUUGGCUCUGGUAGUAAUGGGCAAGUACGAUUUGCUGAAUUAAGGAAACCCGACAAAAUAGUUCUAGUUGCUGCAAAAGAACCGAAGUGUUGCAUUGGACUUUACAAGGAAAAUGAGUUUUUACGUGAAGCAUGCAUCCUCGCGCCAUUGCGCCACGAAAACGUUAUACGCCUUGUCGGUGUUUGUAUAGGUGGAGGACCUCCGAUUGUUUUAAUGGAACAUGCAUAUUAUAACGACUUACAUAGAUAUUUAACGUUCCGUCGACAAUUUGCUAUAAGUGCUCGACGCCAUGAAGUCCCUGCUAAGGAAGCAAUGGAAGUAUCUGAUGGUGAACUUACCCGAUUCGCACGAGAAGCAGCUCGAGCACUCGAAUAUCUUGCACAUAAAAGACUAGUGCACAGGGAUGUGCGUGCUGCAAAUUGUCUCGUGGACAAAAAUCGAUUGCUAAAACUAGCUGAUUUUGGAAUGGCUCGCGAGCUAGAAAGUGAAGCAACUCUAUACAUGACGACUCGUCGUACCUUGUUUCCUGUAUUAUGGAUGCCUCCUGAGAGCCUAAUCAAAGGUGUAUUCUCACCAGCAUCAGAUAUAUGGUCACUUGGUGUAUUAAUAUUGGAGGUGUCUACACUCGGCGCUCGUCCAUAUAGUGACUGGCCACUCGAACAAGUGGUUGCCUAUGUUAAAUCAGGUGGAUAUCCACCACUUCCUCCAGACACAUCAAAACAUACACGAAACUUGUUGUUGGCAUGCUGGCAGCAAGAUGUGAAAGCUCGACCGAGUGCAGCCUUUGUUCAUAAUUUUUUAACACGUAACCCACACGUAAUAUCUCCAGCUCUUCUUACGCCUGAUAUGCCCGAAACUAAUUUACAUUUUAUUAAAAGGGACAGAACUUUCGAAGAAAUCGAAAGGAGCAGACGAAAUACAUCUUGUACUUUUAUCUCGAAAGACUUUUAAAAAUUUAUGAGAGCAAUAUUUUCUAUGUAACCUGUUUAUUUAUUUAUUAAUAGGUACACAAACAGAAUACAAUCAGAACAUAAGUACAUUAAAAUUACGGACUCACACAAUUUUGAGCUAGAUUACAUUCCUAAGCAUGUGUACACGGCAUGCUCUUAACAAUUAUAUUAAUACAGUCAGGUGUUUUUUUUUUUAUAUAAUAAU
Vanessa tameamea is the source of this 3821-nucleotide messenger RNA. RefSeq lists its product as uncharacterized. The record is from RefSeq and is a predicted model, not a curated record. Lineage: Eukaryota; Metazoa; Arthropoda; Insecta; Lepidoptera; Nymphalidae. Gene Ontology annotation, cellular component: plasma membrane; signaling receptor complex. Gene Ontology annotation, biological process: cell surface receptor protein tyrosine kinase signaling pathway; protein phosphorylation; positive regulation of kinase activity. Gene Ontology annotation, molecular function: transmembrane receptor protein tyrosine kinase activity; ATP binding. The coding region runs from base 234 to 3617 and encodes 1127 amino acids. The transcript has 6 exons.